This is a messenger RNA of Rubroshorea leprosula, 1817 nucleotides long. The record is from the annotation of a GenBank genome assembly. NCBI's taxonomy places the organism in Eukaryota, Viridiplantae, Streptophyta, Magnoliopsida, Malvales, Dipterocarpaceae.
GUCUCGUUCUUUUGCAUUUCCACCCAUAAGCUAAAACUAUGUCCAAGGCUAAGGUGACCUUAGGGGUGGAAACCACCCCUGCCGUGGCCAGGAUCAACGGCCGUCCUGUUCUUCAACCUACUUGCAACCGUGUUCCUAGUCUAGACCGCCGUAAUUCACUCAAAAAAGUGUUACCAAAGUCAUCUCCACCACCUCCUCCUCCACUCCCAUCACCACCAAAGGCCUCCUUGACCCCUCCUAUAUCACCCAAGUCCAAGUCCCCCAGACUCCCUGCCAUUAAGCGGGGAAGUGACACCAAUGGGCUCAAUUCUAGUUCUGAGAAGGUUGUUAUUCCUAAAAACAGCAUCACAAAGACCUUGGAAAGGAAGAAAUCAAAAAGUUUUAAGGAAGGUGAGGCAUCAUUGAGCUAUACUUCUUUGAUCCUAGAGUCACCAGGGAGCAUAGCCGCGGUGAGGAGGGAACAAAUGGCACUUCAACAGGCAGAAAGAAAGAUGAGAAUUGCUCAUUAUGGAAGAUCAAAAUCUGCCAAGUUUGAAGCCAAGGUUGUUCCUCUGGAGACCUCAACUUCAGAAGAAACAGAGUCAAGUGAGGAGAAGAAGAGAUGCAGCUUUAUCACAUCCAAUUCAGAUCCAAUCUAUGUUGCUUAUCACGAUGAAGAGUGGGGAGUUCCAGUCCAUGAUGACAAGAUGUUGUUUGAGUUGCUAGUUUUAAGUGGGGCUCAAGUUGGGUCAGAUUGGACUUCAAUCUUGAAGAAAAGACAAGAUUUCAGGGAUGCAUUUUCAGGAUUUGAUGCAGAAGCCAUAGCCAACUUCACAGAUAAACAAAUGAUGGCAAUUACCUCAGAAUAUGGGAUUGAAAUAAGCCGAGUUCGCGGUGUAGUUGACAAUUCUAACCGAAUUCUCGAGGUUAAGAAAGAGUUUGGAUCAUUUGAGAAGUACAUAUGGGGGUUUGUGAAUCACAAGCCAAUUUCUACCCAGUACAAAUUUGGUCAUAAGAUCCCAGUCAAGACCUCAAAAUCAGAGAGCAUAAGCAAGGACAUGGUGAGGAGGGGGUUCCGGUUUGUUGGACCAACUGUGAUCCACUCCUUCAUGCAAGCUGCGGGUCUAACCAACGACCACCUCAUCACGUGCCACAGGCACCUCCCAUGCACCUUGUUAGCAGCCCGCAAGCCAACUGAAGCUCAACUAUAGAAUUGGUUAACAUUCAUGGGACUAAAUAACAAAGUACUAAAAGUGCAAAUAUAAGAUCAUUUUCUGACUAAUGGUUUUACUUUUUAUGGCUUUGUACAAGAUAUAGAUGGAGAAAAGAAGAAGAAAAAAAACCUGGUGAAAAAUAGGGUUUUGGUGACUUGGGUUUUAAUGAUAGUGAUUGAGUGUUUUGAAGUAGAUUAGGGAGGGGAUGGUGCUGUGAGGGAGGAGACAGAGAGCAUGUGCAAGUGUUGGACAAUGUCAUGUGUGGGUUGUCAGUUUGCUUUUUUAUUCCAUGUGACCAUCACACUUUGCAUUAUUAUUUGGGGCAUUCCUUCAACAGGCUGUUUUCAGUAGGACCACAUACCAUCUUCCCUAUUGGUUUGGGCUUGAGUUGUAUUUUCUGACCUUUGGGGGAAUAUUAGUGCCCCAUGGUGUAUUGGCUUUUGGGUGUGAGACUUUUGCGUGCUGUAUGAGUAAUUUGAUACCAUUUGUCAUGUGCUUCUCCUACUGAUUGCUUAGAAAAUACCCUUCGACAAGAUAAGCAUUAUAUUCUCUCCCAUGUGCAACUGCAUGUGCCAACAUCCUUUUCACAUUGUAAAGAUUGAAGAAUAAAAAAACAAAGAAAGA